GCUUCUGCCGGAGAAGCGCCAUCCUCCCCCGGCGUGGCUGCGAGCACCGCCUGGGGACGGCGCAGCGGAGGGCGGUACGGCCGGUUUUGUCCUGCCGGCGGCACCGAGCCGGGGGCAGGUGGGCGAGGAGGGGCACGAAGUAACUGCUGAGCGGGAAAGAAGGGACUGCUUCACGGGAACCAGCGGGGCUUGUUUGCGGUAGCUCAGGCAGCUGAGCGAAGGGGGAAGUGGAAAGCCUCCAGGGAAGGAGGAAAUGUUUUGUGCUUGCUCUGAGGAUGUGCCCGUACAUGGUGACAAACAGAAGAGAGAGUGGCCAGAGCCUGGCUGGGCCUAAAGAAUCAGCCCUUCUGUUAGGCUUGGACGCAUUGUUCAGGUUUGGCAGCUAUUGCCCCAUUGAUGUUUUGCAGUCCAGACAGAAUGCAUCAGAAGUGAAAGAAUGGGGGCAUGAAUAACGCAGAGGUGCCCUGCUUUUGCAGCAGGCAUGUUAUACCAAGCGUGGCAGUUCUACGGGAGGUGGUGCCGUUCAUCUAGUCCUUUUAUCCAUCUCCUCACACUGACUGUGGUGACGUUCGGUGUGCUUGCACCUUUGAUUUGCCACCAGCUCCUCCACUCUUACUUCUAUUUGCGGCACUGGCACCUGAACCACAUGAGCAAGGAGUUCCUGGAGCAGAACCAGCAGGAGGGCCAGGCUGCCCUCCAUUACUUUGAGACGCUGCAAAUACCAAAUGCUUCUGAGGCCUAUGGCAGUCACAUCUUCCAGCCCUUGCUGCUGGUCACCAUUAUCACUGUGCAGAGGCGGAAUGAUUUCCACUAUGUCUUGCAAGUGGCCUCCCGCUUCCACCAUCUACUCCAGAAAUGUGGUGAACAUUGCCAAGGCCACCGCAUUCUCCUCUGUAAUGUGGAGUCAGACCCAAGUAGCCAUCAGGAUGUCAGGCUGCUGAGCAGCUUCUUUCCUAUGGUUAGUCGGGACAGAACUGGUGAGAACCCUGACCCCAGAGAGAACCAGUUUGAGAAGGAGAAGCAGGACUAUGUCUACUGUCUUGAGCAGUCACUGCUGGCAUAUAACCCAGAAUAUAUCCUCAUAGUGGAAGAUGAUGCUGUGCCGGAGGAGGAGAUAUUUGCUGUCUUGCAGCACCUCCUACUGUCCCGGUUCUCCAAACCAUACCUCAGAGACGCGCUUUACUUCAAGCUUUACCAUCCUGAGAGGCUUCAGCACUACUUCAACCCUGAGCCCAUGAGAAUCCUCGAGUGGGUGGGUCUGGGUAUGUUUCUGGGGCCUGUGCUGAACUGUGUGUACUCCUGGGCAACAGGGCGCCCCAGCCUCAGCUGGCCCAUUAUCUUGUUCUUUGCUUUGUACAGCAUGGCUCUGACAGAGCUGGUGGGACGCCAUUACCUGCUGGAGUUGCGCCGGCUGGCCCCUACGCUCUACAAUAUCGUGCCGGUCACUGAGUGCUGCACACCAGCCAUGCUCUUUUCUGCUCCCUCUGCCCGCCGUGCCUUAGGUUACCUGAAGGGGCUGCACUGCCGCCAGGGCUUUGCUAAGGAUAUUGCCCUCUACUCGAUGCUACGCAGUAAGGGGGAGAAUGCCUAUGUGGUGGAACCCAACCUGGUCCGGCAUGUGGGAAUGUAUUCCAGCCUUCGGCUCAACGACAACCCAAAACUGCUGUGAUCUCUUCAUGCCUUUCCAGACACAAAGCCCAGGAAAGCUGCUGCUGCGCUGAGGUUCUCUGCAGCUCCGAUAUUCUGCUUCCACUGGGCAUCCUGUGCCUCCAGGUGGACCAAGAAUAACUCUUAACAAAAAAAUCUUAAAAAAAACCCUUCUAUACAUGGAGAUCCUAUUUAGUAUAUACUUUGAGCUAUUCACCAUGCACCCUAUGGGAGGAAAGAGGAGGAUUCCAGGUGAGGGUGUGGAUUGUCUGCUCCCCUUAAUCUUACUUAGGGAAAAGCCCUUACAUCAGUAUAAACAGCUACACUGCCUACUCUCCUCUCUCCUUUACACUGGAUAGAGAGGUCCUCACCUUAGGACAACAGGUAUUUUGGACACAGUGAAUGUUUCACAUUUCAUCAGGUGAUGGGUAGAAACCCUCAUUUUCCUGUCUUUGCUAAUGUGACCUCUCUUUCAAAACUCUGGUUUUGAGAUGACCUUUCAAAUUUCAUCUAGAUUCUUCAAGUUUAACAACACCUCUGUUUGUUACUCCCUCCUCGUAUAGAACAUGUCUACACCUGUAUCCUUGGCACUUCUUUCUCUUGGAACAGCCUUUUAAAAACACAGCCUCUGCUGCUUUCAUUAAUGGUCACCUCUGAAGGUGGGAAUAGGAAAACAGAAUAACAACCAUUGGUACUAUGCAGCCAGGUCACAAAUGCACAUUUUUAUUGAUGCAUUAGACAUUAUGAGUGACUACUGUGUUGGACGGUGUCAUUGCUAGUUGUAGUGGAUCCAGAUGAUUAAGAGGCUUUAUCAGUUGCUGAUCAGACUUAGACAUUCAACAUGAGUUUACCUUGACUUCCUAUGAGCACAUAUGGAAAAGAAAUACUAGAUCCUUGUUUCAUCUUGGAAUUGUAAUUCACAGCACAACUUAAGUGGUUCAUUCUCUGCUUCUGGCAGUGAGCAAAAUACCCAUAGGAAACAAAGCUAGCUGUUAAAAAAAACCCCAAGCAACAGUAGCACAGCACAUCAAGGGGCCAGUUGAUAACUGAUCCUUUAACUUCAUAUGCUCUGAUUGUUAGGCAUUUGGAAAAGGUACUUUGUACUGCCACUGUGGGCACAGUUAAAUAUAAAACCUUGCAGAUAACAAGAGAUCUCAUGCAGGGAAAAUGUUUAUAUCUGAUGAAAAGCCCACUUUAACAUUAGUGGGCUUUGAAUCAAAUUCAGUUAUAUGCAGAGUUUGGCUGAACUGGUUUUGAAACCACAUUCAUAGCUUCGGAAUGAACCACAUACAAUAUUUUUGUUGAGUUUUGGUCAGUGGUGAAGGAAGAAUUUUAUUUAGCCUUCCAGACUCUUUCAAGUGAUUUAUGCCUUAAAUUCUACAAUGAGUGUAGUUGUAGAUGUGAAAGACAUAAAAAUCCUGAGAGAUGAAACCAAAGAAAGUUGCAAACCUCCAGCUGUCAGCAAGGAAUUGGUAUCAAUUACACAACACAAAGGCAUAAAUCAAGUCAGCUGAGAAGUGGUUUCAUACCACAGAGCAGUGGUUGCUCUCCUAGUGAUCAGCUGAAAUACUUCUUGUAAAACCUUUACAAAUCAGGUGUAUGUAAAAAUUGUUUGUCAAUUCCAUGUCAUUCCAAAGACAAAGCACCUCUCCUGCCAGAGGACAUGGGGAAAAUUCACCGGGAGAACCAUAAUUUACUCACAGUUGCUUAAAAUCCCACAGAGAGCAGAGCCAUCACAGUGGCGGGUGGGCAAAUCUAUUCUCAGGCUUUACUACAAUAUAGUUAAGAUGGCAGAAUUUUAGUGUCAUUGUAUAUUUAUUCCACUAAGUGCCUGCCUGCGUGGAAAUACAACUUGUUUAUGCACCUUCAGCUGUGAAUGUGUCAGUGCAGUGUGCUUUCUCUUCACUGUUACUUUGUCUCUGUACUAUACAAAUCCAGGACAAGCCUCUCUUCUUUUCACGAGGGUCCAUUCAUACUCAUUCUUGCAAGGUACAACAAAUUGAACAGGAAAAGGAAAAAAGAAGGAAAAGAAAGAAGGAAAGAAACCAACUCAGUAUAUGCAGUUAAUAAAUGUUUUGAUGUGGGAAAUAA
Molecule: messenger RNA, 3738 nt
Organism: Pogoniulus pusillus (Red-fronted tinkerbird)
Lineage: Eukaryota; Metazoa; Chordata; Aves; Piciformes; Lybiidae
Gene: PGAP4
Product: post-GPI attachment to proteins GalNAc transferase 4
Exons: 2
Coding region: 482-1669 (395 amino acids)
Biological process (GO): GPI anchor biosynthetic process
Cellular component (GO): Golgi membrane
Molecular function (GO): glycosyltransferase activity
Source: RefSeq, a predicted model, not a curated record